CUAAGAAAAUAGAAUAACACUCAAACUCCCCAAAUUUACAGUCAUAAUUUCAUUCCUGCCGUCGCCCCAUGGCAGAUUCUUCCUCCUCCGCCGAUAAGCCAUCAGAGCCUCCGCCACCAGCCUCCGCCUACCACCUCCACCCGCGGCGCGAGCCCUUCGAGCAUGGCCUGCUCCCAAUCCCCAAACUCAUCUUCACUGACGGCGCCCAGGCCCUGUCGCAGCUCAAAUCAGCUCUCCUCUCCUCCGAUUCCGGCCAUCGGGUCAAUUUCGACACCCUAGCUCGAGUCCUACAAAUUCCGAUUGACCAAUCGCGCCUCCUAAUCGAGACAAUUUCAUCGGUUUUACACGACGAGUCUGAUCCAUUGCUGAAAGCCGGAAUUUCGAAGGAGAUCGAUGCAAUUGGCGUUAAUGUGUUUGAUUUGCUCAUAUUUUUGUAUAUACAGAGUUACAAGAGAUUGCUGCCGAAAGGACAUAGGGAUUCCGCAGCUGUUGCCGACGUCUGGCCUUCCACCUCCGCUUUCGAUGGGUUCCUAUCCGCCCUAUCGCCGUUACAGUUGGUGCGCAGCAACAGUCGUAGGUUUAUGCCAUCUCAAGCUGAUGAAGAGGUCCAUCAGCUGUCCUAUUUGCAUAAGCACAUUGGCAAUAUUCUUUCUCUCUUGGCAGAUUCCAGUGAAGGGGAAGGUGAUGACUCUCUGGUCUUGUCCAUGGAUAAAUUUGAGCAUCUUGGGUUUCUGAUGUACUUCGGGGAGAAGGGAAUUGCUAAAAUCCCUUUGAGCCAAAGUACUCCUUUUUUCGCAAAUUCAGAUCCCGACAUGCCUGCUGCUCCUGUUCCUGCAUCACAAGUUCUCGACUGGCUUCUCCAAAGUAUAUCCUCAACCCAGGAGCAUAUUGCUGAUAGAGUUUCCCCAAAGGAAAAUGGGCCCAGUAGUUCUGAUCAGGAUGUUCAAAUGGCUGAUGUGGGCACUACUUCGUUAAAACCGUCAAGCAGUACAAGAGGUCCAAGUUUUAUUGAGGGGGUCUCCAAAUCUUCAUGUGUUAAACAAGCAUCUGAUCUUAAGGGUACAUCUGUAAAGGUUGUCAAUUGUCACGAAUCAGUUAUUUACAUUUUGGCGCCUCUCAAAUAUGCAACAGUUUAUGGAUGCUCUGAUGCAACUAUUGUCAUUGGGGCCGUGGGCAAGGCCAUUAGGGUUGAACACUGUGAACGCGUUCAUCUGAUUACUGCAGCAAGACGUAUCUGCAUAUCAAACUGUCGCGAAUGUGUAUUCUUCUUGGGGGUUAAUCAGCAACCUCUUAUUCUUGGUGACAAUCAUAAAUUGCAGGUGGCUCCAUAUAAUACAUUCUACUCCCAACUGGGGGAGCACAUGAGUCAAGUUGGUGUAGACCCAAACAUCAACAGGUGGGAUGAAUCCAUUACACUUGGAGCAGUUGAUCCACAUGACUCAUUAUCACAUCCUGCUGGUGUGUCAGAUGCGCAAGCUGAAUCUGCUACACGUGUGGACCCUGAUCAAUUUGUCGACCUUGUGAUUCCAAAUUGGUUGGAAGGCGAUAAAUCUGGUUCCACAAAAGAUAACCCCUUCCCUUUACCUGAAACAUACCUUGCAUCUAAGCAGAAAAACGCCAAAAGCUUGGAUGAAGUAAAGAAAAUAUUGAAAGAAUCUCAACUUGAGGAGAGCAGGAAACGCGAACUGUCAAGUGCUCUCCAUUCAUGUUUCAAGGACUGGUUAUAUGCAUCAGGCAACAUCCGGCAGCUUUACUGCUUACACGGUGAAUAAUAACAAUGGCAAACCGACUGCGGCUGAUUCCCUCUAGUUCAAGCACUUAUUGCUUUUUUUUCCGAUGCCAGUGGCUGCCGGGACUUGGAUGCUGUCGAGUUUGCUACUUCUAAGGUUUGAACUGCAAUAGAAUACAACAUAUGGUCAUCUUUUGUACCGUAUUUUGUGACUGGAUUAUAUGUUGUAACGGUAGAAUACUACUCAAAUUUCUAGGUAUGUGAAUUAUCAAAAUGAGGGUUGAAUCUUAUUAAGAGAUA
Messenger RNA from Salvia splendens (bonfire salvia), 2029 nucleotides. RefSeq names its product TBCC domain-containing protein 1. The transcript has 9 exons. The record is from RefSeq and is a predicted model, not a curated record. Bases 69 to 1772 code for a protein of 567 amino acids. NCBI's taxonomy places the organism in Eukaryota, Viridiplantae, Streptophyta, Magnoliopsida, Lamiales, Lamiaceae.